AUGAGUGUUCAUUACGGCGAGCUAGCACUACUCGUGCUCGGGCUCUACCUAAUCUUACAGAGUAUAUAUCGUCUUAUUUCCCACCCUCUCCGACACAUCCCGGGCCCAAAGCUAGCUGCUAUAUCCUAUUUCUAUGAGUUUUACUACAACUGCGUUUGCGGAGGGAAGUUCCUGUUUGAAAUCGAGCGCAUGCACCAAGUAUACGGCCCUAUUGUCCGCAUAAAUCCACAAGAAAUCCACAUCAGUGACCCCAGCUUUUACCACGAAAUCUAUGCAUCGAGUGCUCAUCAUCGUGACAAACAUGCCGGCACCGUCGCAGGUCUCGGGGUACCCGCUUCCCUGGUCGCUACUAUCACGCACGAUCACCACCGCUUACGACGCAGUUUGCUAGGGAGUUACUUUUCCCGCGGCUCAGUCCUGAAGGAUAUGGUACCGCUGGUGGACGAGCGCAUCCAGAAACUAAUGAAUCGACUACGCGAGGCAUGUAAUGAUCAGGGGAAGGUCGUGUGUUUAGACGAUGCGUACGCGGGCAUGGCGUCCGAUAUCAUCGCUCAGUAUCUGUAUGGGCGAUGCUGGAACUGUCUCGAGCUCGAGAACUUCGGGAAUCAUAUUCGAGGUGCGAUUCUGCGCCUGUUGAGCUUCGUCCAUUUUACGCAGUAUGCGCCGUGGCUUGUUAAAUGGCUGCGAAUGCUCCCGCUGGAUACGUUGCGUCGCGUGCAGCCGGGCAUGGCGGCUAUUUUCGAUAUCACGGAAAUGGCAGAUGUAUGGAACGGAGAGCUUAAAAAGGAGGAAGCUCGAAAGACAGAAGAUGUUAAAGAACUGCCAAUCUUCCAUAGGCUGGCGAAUCCGAAUAUUCCUGCCGCGGAACGCACUCCGCAACGGCUCCAGGACGAGGGGAUACUUCUUCUCCUAGCAGGGACGGACACUACGGCGAUUGCACUAACCACUGCGACUUUUUAUGUCUUCGAGAAUGAACAGGUUUUGCAACGCUUACGAGCGGAGGUGCAGGAUGCGAUUCCGACGCCCACGAGUCCGGCGAGUGUUCCUCAACUGGAGAAAUUGCCUUUUCUGACGGCCGUUAUCUACGAAAGCCUUAGGCUCUCCUAUGGUCCUGUCAUGCGGUUACCACGAGUAGCACCUACGGAGACUUUGCGGUAUGAGGACUAUACCAUUCCCCCUGGGACCCCCAUGAGUUCAAUUUCCUAUUUCAUCCACCGCGACCCAAUCCUCUUCCCUGAACCGAGCACUUUCAAUCCAGAGCGCUGGCUCCAAGACCACGAACAAACUGACCACUUGAAACGGUACAUCGUCAACUUCUCCAAGGGCAGUCGAGUUUGUGUGGGAAUGAGUCUCGCUUAUGCCGAAAUGUACCUCACAAUCGCACGUCUAGUACGAUGCUUUGAUAUUGAAUUGCAUGAUACAACGAUUGAGGAUUUAAAGAUUGUCUCAGAGAAGCUGUUGCCUGUGACAAGGCGUGGGCCAACGAGGGUUUAUGCAAAGAUGGAGAAUCAACGCCGACCACAUCAUCGAAGUGAAUUCGAGAUUGCUGUGAUCUGCGCCUUGCAGGCAGAAUCCGAUGCCGUCGAGGCCGCGUUCGAUACGAAAUGGGAAUACACCUUUGGAAAAGCAGCGGCAGACCCGAACACCUACUCGAUGGGCAGAAUCGGCCGACACAAUGUCGUGUUAGUGUUUCUGCCGAGCAUGGGAAAGGCAUGUGCAGCGAGCGCAACCGCCAGACAGUCAUUUCAACUGUAG
Aspergillus affinis is the source of this 1755-nucleotide messenger RNA. RefSeq lists its product as uncharacterized. Gene Ontology annotation, biological process: nucleoside metabolic process. The transcript has 6 exons. The record is from RefSeq and is a predicted model, not a curated record. The coding region runs from base 1 to 1755 and encodes 584 amino acids. Lineage: Eukaryota; Fungi; Ascomycota; Eurotiomycetes; Eurotiales; Aspergillaceae. Gene Ontology annotation, molecular function: heme binding; oxidoreductase activity, acting on paired donors, with incorporation or reduction of molecular oxygen; iron ion binding.